Messenger RNA from Chelmon rostratus (copperband butterflyfish), 1548 nucleotides. Its product is annotated as protein ANKUB1-like. The record is from RefSeq and is a predicted model, not a curated record. The transcript has 6 exons. Bases 1 to 1548 code for a protein of 515 amino acids. Lineage: Eukaryota; Metazoa; Chordata; Actinopteri; Chaetodontiformes; Chaetodontidae. Gene Ontology annotation, molecular function: protein binding.
AUGAGGGUGUUCAUCUGCUUCGAGGGCACCUCUGAGCCUUUUGACAUCCCGCCAGAUCAGACUGUGGGGGCCAUAAAGCAGGUGGUGAAGGAUAACUUCCUGGUGCAACUCACUGAUGAUAAGCACGUCCGGCAGUACCUGGAGCUGAGCUACGGUGGUGCAGCGCUGCAGGACAGCUGGGCUCUGUGCGACGUGGGCAUCACAAGUGGCAGUGCCAUCCGAUGCCUGAUAAAGAGUGAACGAAGGCCUGUGAUGCAAGUGUUCAACGCUGUGACGGGAGAAACCUUACCAAUCAUGGGAAGUGAGGCUCUCCCGCAUAUGUCUGUGGCUGGACUGAAAACUGUGGUGUCCACGCUCAGUGGCCUCCCUGUCAGCACCUUCAGACUCAGCACACCCGCUGGUGUGCAACUCUAUGACUGCAACCAACUGCAAGACUAUGCCAUUGAACUGGGCACUACUCUCCGUUUGGACACAUGGGAUGGGUGGGUGGAGUUCCUCCAGGGUUGCCUCCUAGGCCAGAGGUUGACGGUCCAGAGCCACCUAUCAGAGAAGAAGCCAGUGAUGAGGUUUCAGCUGCAGGUAGCGCUCUACAUUGCUGCAUCUUUAGGACACCUGGAUCUGGCAGACUGGCUGCUGGAGAGGGGGGCACAUGCUGAGCAACCAGUGGGAGUCCAUCCGUACCGCCAGUGGUGCCACCAGACCGCCCACCUGGAUACUGGAAAGUGUCCUGUCCACAUGGCUGCAGAGAGCAGUCAGCUCCUCAUCCUCAAACUCUUCAUCACCAAAAACCUUUUGACCUUGGCUUGUCGGGACCCUGCAGGCCGUGACCCUUUGACAGUUGCUCUUCAGUGUGGUCACAGGGAUUGUGUGCGCUAUUUAGCCAACAAGCUGAGCUCAGUAGUAUCCCUGCCAAACUUGUCCCUGCCCAUGCGUAUCUACCUCCAGUUAAAAUGCUGGGUGAGUUUGGGGCAGAAGAGGGCAGCGUCCAAUCGGUGCCAGGACAUCAGCGCUGCCUUCAAGGCCACGGUGGGGGAUAUGUUGCUGGUAGAUGGCUUCAACCAGCCAAAUAUGUCUUCCAAAUCGAGGAAGGCUGUGAUCAAACCAAGGAGAGGAAUUAAGGCCAAAGCUUUGCAGCCCUUACCUCCCAUUAGCAACUUACUUUCACCAUCACAUCUCCCCUCCAUAAUGGCACCAUCCCAGCACAGCCUGCAGUCUGUAUACCCUGGUGACUUGAAAGAGCUGAAACAAGAUGUAAAAAGCAGAGAGGAUGGCCUUUUGGAUGAAAUCAGUAAGGAAGACAGCAGCUUAGGCAAGGGCAAGUUUAUACUCCCGCCAAUCACCAGCAGCGAAAGCAUUCCCAGGCCGGGGUUUGUUGGUGCAUCACCAAAAUCUUCCCACAUUCUGGAGUCCUUCUCUCACCGCUGUGGUCGAACGCCAAGAGAGAAUGCCAUAUACUGCAUGACUAUAGCCAGUACCUUCACAGAGAAGCCUUGGCAGAAGCAGCUGAGCAUAGCACGGACCCUGUUCAGGAAGCGUGUCUACACCUGA